This is a messenger RNA of Cetraspora pellucida, 630 nucleotides long. Lineage: Eukaryota; Fungi; Glomeromycota; Glomeromycetes; Diversisporales; Gigasporaceae. The record is from the annotation of a GenBank genome assembly.
AUGCAUAUCAUCAAAACCCUCUCUUCAUUCUUGGUCGCUUUGAUGCUUGUUAGUAUCGUCCCAGUUCAAUCUAUAAACAUUAAUAAAAUGCUUGACCUAUGCAAUGCUGAACGCAAGAAGGUUGGUGCACCUGCUCUUACCCAUAACGAUGCUCUUUGUAAAGUGGCUACAGAUCACAGUAAUUACAUGGCAAAGAAUAAUAUUCUUACUCAUGAUGAUCCUGCUGGAAGCUUGGGUCAAAGAUUUGAACAGCAUGGUUACUCUUAUACAUGUGCGGGUGAAAAUGUAGCAGAAGGCUACUCGGAUGAAGUAUCUGUUAUGCAAGGUUGGAUGAAUUCACCAGGUCACAGAGAUAACAUUCUCAAUCCAUCCUUCUUGGAUGCUGGUUUUGGUCAAUCCGGAAAGUAUUGGACACAAGAUUUUGGUGCUGGUGGUAGUGGAAGUAGCAAAGGAAAAGGCAACAACAAGCCUGCCCCACCUGCCUCAAAACCAAAACCUACUCUUAAAUCCGCUCCUAAAAUUAUCGCUAAACCACCAGUUAAACCACCAGUUAAAGUUAUUCAUGUUCAUGAUGCUCCCAAACCUGUUCCUGUUGUUAAACCCAAGACUUGUACUAAGAAGAAGAAUUAA